This is a messenger RNA of Bicyclus anynana (squinting bush brown), 4283 nucleotides long. RefSeq lists its product as uncharacterized. Gene Ontology annotation, molecular function: iron ion binding; FAD binding; 2 iron, 2 sulfur cluster binding. The coding region runs from base 1 to 3801 and encodes 1266 amino acids. The record is from RefSeq and is a predicted model, not a curated record. The transcript has 16 exons. Lineage: Eukaryota; Metazoa; Arthropoda; Insecta; Lepidoptera; Nymphalidae.
AUGACUUGCAUAGAAUUCACUGUUAACGGGAAAAAAUGUACAGUGAACAACGCCAUACAUCGAGAGACGACCCUAAAUGCCUAUCUCAGGUACCACCUGGGCCUCCCCGGCACGAAGGCGAUGUGCAGGCAGGGCGUGUGCGGAGCGUGCAUCGUCAACGUGACUGCGCAAAGAGAGACCAGCGGCGCUGUGGAGACUUUCUCUGUUAAUUCUUGUCUGGUGCUCGUGCUCUCCUGCCAUGGCUGGGAUAUCACAACCAUAGAGGGUGUGGGGAACCGACUCAAGGGGUACAGUGAGGUUCAGAAACGCAUUGCAGCGUUUAAUGCAACUCAGUGCGGAUACUGUACACCAGGAUGGGUGAUGCAUUUAACCAGUCUGUUAAACAAGGGUCUCAAUAUGUCUGAAUUGGAGAACUCAUUUGGUUGCAAUACAUGUCGAUGUACAGGAUACAGGCCUAUCCUGAAGACAAUCCAGUCAUUCGCAGUUGAUGCCAGUGCUGAUCUCUGCAAAGACAUUGAAGACAUGGAACUUACUUGCUAUAAAGAUAAAACUAAAUGUUCCAAUCGAAGAUCUUCUACAUGUAGCGACGAAGACUGGUGUCCAGUUGAUGCUCCUUAUAGUGGUGAUGCAAUUGUCGUUGAUUAUGGAAAAACAAUAUAUGUUAAAGUGUUUACGGAAGAUCAUAUUUUUAAAACAUUCAGUACUUGUAGUGUAGAAACAUAUAUGUUGAUUGAUGGAAAUACUGGGAAAGCGCUCAUCGAAAAUUUCGAAUAUACACCUGUUUUGAUUGAUAUCAGAGAUGUAGCUUCUCUAAAGCAGUAUUACUUCGAUCAAAAUCUAGUUCUAGGAGCCAAUGUCUCUUUGGAAGAUUGCUUGACAAUAUUUAAGCAAGUUUCAUCAACAAGAGACGAAUUUGCUUAUUUAGAGGAAUUUGCGAAACAUUUCGAUUUGAUAGCAAACAUACCAGUGAGAAAGAUUGGUUCAUUAGCAGGUAACAUCGUGUUGAAGCACAGGGAUCGUUCCUUUCAAUCAGACGUAUUUGUUUUGUUUGAGGCAAUAGGAGCAACAAUUACUAUGCGAGAUGCAGUUGGCCAGAAGACAUCAUAUUCGAUGAUGGAUUUUCUCCAAGUUGAUAUGAAAAACAAAUUGAUCCUGAGUUUUCAGUUGCCGCCGCAAGAUUCACGUCAUAUAUUUCGAAGUUAUAAGAUAAUGCCCCGAAGUCAAAACGCUUUGGCCAUCGUAAAUGUAGCGUUCAACAUUAAGCUUGAUAACGAUAAUCGUAUUGACAAAAUAAGUAUCAUAUACGGUAAUAUUUCUCCAGAGUUCAAUCAUGCUAGCCAAACAGAAGCUUAUUUGAGACGUAAAAGUUUAUGUAAUAAUAAUGUAUUGCAAGGAGCAGUUACUUUAUUAAGUAAAGAAAUAACACCAAAAGAUAGCCCCCCGAAGCCAUCACCGUGGGCUAGAAAGAGAUUGGCUAUCGGUCUAUUUUACAAGUUUGUACUUAGCUUAGCUCCAGAAGGAACUGUCCCUUCGCGGUAUGAAUCAGGUGGUGAAAUAAUUACCCGACCGUUGUCUAGCGGUUUGCAGAGUUUCCAAACCGAUCCCAAACUGUAUCCUCUUAAUAAGCCCAUAAUGAAACUGGAAGCUGUGAUUCAAAGUUCUGGAGAAGCACAAUAUGUUAAUGACAUACCAUCGAUGCUAAAUGAAGUAUUUGGAGCAUUUGUGUUAUCAACAGUUUAUAAUGGAGACGUUGACGAAAUUGAUGCAGUAAAUGCGUUGAAAUUAGAAGGCGUUAUAGCUUUAUUUACUGCAAAGGAUAUACCAGGAAUUAAUUCUUUCACCUUUCCUGGCAUACAACUCGAAACUGAAGAUGAGGAGAUCUUAGCAGAUAAAAAUAUAAAAUUUCAUGGACAACCUGUAGCAAUCGUUGCAGCAGUUAGUCAAGACUUAGCUAUAAACGCAGCAAAAAAAGUCAAAGUAACUUAUAAGAAUGUUAAAACAACACCACCAGUUUUAACUAUAAAUCAAGCUAAAAAAUUCAGCGAUAGAAUAAUAUCUGGCCCUACAAUCGAACCUAAGAGCAAAGGAAGUAAUGUUAAGAAAAUAAUAAAAGGCGUGUUCGAUACAGAGGCUCAAUACCUUUAUUAUAUAGAGCCAUUGACAUGUGUAACUGUUCCAUUAGACACAGGUUUGGAAGUAUAUGAUUCAACUCAAUGGAUGGAUUUAACCCAAAUUGCUGUAGCUAGAUGCUUAAAAAUGUUGGAAAGCGAUGUUUUAGUAAAAGUACGACGCAUUGGAGGGGCUUUCGGUGGAAAAGUCAGUCGUAAUGCGCAAGUAGCAUGCGCUAGUGCUAUUGUUGCUAAAGCACUAGAUUGUCCUUGUAGAUUCAUAUUGCCAUUAGAAACCAAUCUCACUAUUGCCGGAGGGAGACUGCCUUUCAAGUGCGAGUAUGAGGUAGCUGUUGAUAAUAAUGGAAAAGUGCAAUUCUUAGAUGCAUCAAUCACAGAGGAUGCUGGCUGUUCUCAGAAUGAGAAUAUAUUGAGCUACGUUGCCGGUAGCUUUCGUAGCUGUUAUAAUACAGAUAAUUUUAAUCUGAAGACGUAUGCUGUACGAACUGAUUUGAAUUCUAACUCUUACGCUAGGGCUCCCGGUACACUGGAAGGUAUCAUGGCCAUAGAAAACAUCAUGGAACACAUAGCAUUUGCACUACAAAAAGAACCAACCGAUGUUCGUCUAGUUAAUAUGAGAACUGAAGACAACGAUUUACCAUCGCUUAUAGAAACGUUAACUAAAAAAGCAAAUUACGAGAGCAGAUUAAAAGAAAUCAAUGAAUUUAACAAAAACAACAGAUGGAUGAAGAAGUCGAUUAGAGUCAACGUCAUGUUGUUUCCCGUAGAAUAUUACGGGAACUAUACGGCGAUGGUUUCCAUUUACCGUGGUGAUGGUACUGUGUCAAUAACGACUGGUGGAAUUGAAAUGGGUCAGGGGGUAAACACUAAAGCAGUACAGGUUUGCGCUUAUGAACUAGGAAUACCACUCGAUCUAAUAUCAAUUAUUCCUAACUACUCAUUUGUAGCAGCUAAUAACGUCUUCUCGGGAUCCAGUAUCGUAAGCGAAUGCGUUUGCUAUGCAAUUAUAAAGGCAUGUACCACUUUAAAACAACGGUUGAAGUCAGUAAAAGAUCAGCUUGGUAAUCAUACGUGGCUAGAACUAAUACAAAAGGCUGGGGAAUUAGAAAUGGAUUUAACUGCAAACUAUACCAUGGUUGAUACAGAACCAGAUUUGCAAAACUACAGUGCGUUCGCUGUUUCAAUUUUGGAAGUUCAAUUAGAUAUUUUAACAGGAAAGUUUGAAAUCAAUAGAUGCGAUAUAUUAGAAGAUGUUGGACUGAGUGCAAACCCAAAUAUUGAUGUUGGUCAGGUCGAAGGUGCUUAUGUGCAAGGUUUAAGCUAUUUGACUCAUGAAAAGUUUGUCUAUGACAAAAGAACAGGCAAAAUGUUAACAAACGACGCGUUGAGCUAUGAAGUUUAUCUAGCUAAGGACAUUCCAGUGGAUUUUAGAGUUCAUUUACGAUAUAAUUCUAAGAAUCCUAAAGGUGUAUUAGGAUCAAAAGCUGUAGGAGAAAUGGGCGUUUGUUCUUCGAUCGGUAUAAUUUAUGCCCUGAAACAAUGUGUAACAGAGUCACGUAUAGAAUCUGGAUACGAUCCUAAAGAAUGGAUUGAUCUCGAAUUACCUCUUACGCCGGAGUCAAUACUGAAAGCGCUGGACGUCAAAAUAAACGAGUUCCAAUUAUUAUUGUAAUAGAUUUAUUAUUAAUUUUGUUGGCUAAUUAAUUAUAGUCUAAAAACCGUAAAAAAAAGUAACAAAUUAAAUUACUAUAUGUUAUUAUAAAAAAAUAAUAAUAAAUAUAUAAUAAUCAGGAUAAAAAAAAUAAAAAAUUAUUUAAAAAAAAAAAUGUUAUCACAACUUUGGAAAUUGGUGAAUCCUCCGAAAUACAGCGAGUUCUAUAGUCUGACAAGUUCGUUGAUAAUACUCCAAUGAUAUGCGGGCGACAGGAGGAAAGACUGCGCGGGUGUGAAAUCGUGCGUGCGGGGAAGUGACGUGCAUCAGUUAUGGGUUUUUCAUUGGCUUCACGCCCCCCGACCCGCGCGGAACAUCGAGUGUUACGAACGAAGUUGCCAAGCUAAUAGUUCUAGCGGUGGUAAGCCUCGGCUUAGCGUUCGAUUAUGAUGCUGCAUAGAAAGUAUUUAGAGGUACCCAUGUUAGAAUUAAAAAACAUUUAC